AUGUUGAAAAAGUCAUCAACAUCAGAUAACCUUUCAGAAAUUAAGAAAAGUAUAGGAAGAAGAAAAUCAUUAGUUCUUGAUAAUGAAUAUGGAGAAACUUCAUCUAGUGAUGAUGAACAAAAUUCAAAGUCAAGACUAAAUAAAAAGAAAACUGAAAGUCAUCAUCAUAAAUAUGUAUCUCAAUUUGGAGAUAUUAAGUUCAGCUCUCAGUCAUCAACUAUAUUUGACUCACCGAACUUUUAUGAAUCACAAUUCUUUGGAUUUUAUGUACUUUUUUGGUUGGGUACUGCUUUUUAUAUGAUGAAUGUAUUUGUAAAUUAUUAUUAUGUCAAUGCUGAACCAAUUUACGAAUGGCCUAUUGUUCAAAUAUUGAAGAAAGAUAUUAUUAAAGUUGGAUUCACUGAUUUGGCUAUGUAUUUAUCGACAUAUUUGGUGUUUUUCAUACAAUUAGCUUGUCGUUCGAAUUACAUAAAUUGGACAGGCGCCGGUUGGAUAAUUCAAUCAGUAUAUGAAAUUGUAUUUUUAAAAUUUUGGUUAUGGUUUGCCUCAGCUAGUAUGAUGGAUUUUCCUUGGGUUGCAAAGGUAUUUUUGGCGCUUCAUAGUUUGGUAUUCAUAAUGAAAAUGCAUUCCUAUGGAUUUUAUAAUGGCUACCUUUGGAAAAUUCUUCAAGAAUUGAAGUUCCUGGAAAGUCAUUUCUUAAAUCUCACCAAUAAUGAAAAUUAUUCUGCUCCAGAUGGAUAUACUAUAUAUCAAAUGAAAAACAUUUUAAAGGAGAGCAUUUCAUUUUGUAAAUUUGAAUUGGAAUAUCAAUCACAUGCCACUACAAUUGAAAAUGAAGUUUAUAAAUUUGAUGAAACAAGAAUCCAAAUUAAAUUAGAUACUUUACAAGCCGAAAAUAUAAUAAAGUUCCCUGCAAAUAUUAAUUUAUUUAACUUUUUUGAAUACUCCAUGUUCCCAGCCCUUGUUUAUACAUUACACUUUCCAAGAACAAAACGAAUUAAAUGGACUUAUGUAUUUGAAAAGACAUGCGCAGUGUUUGGAAUUAUAUUUUUAAUGAUUUUAGUGGCACAGAGUUGGAUGUAUCCAUUGGUGAUGCAAUGUAUUGAAGUUCGUAGAUUACCCAUAAAGGAGAGGUUCAAUAGUUAUAUUUUUAUACUUUUGGAUAUGAUACCACCAUUUCUAAUGGAAUAUUUAUUCACAUUUUUCCUUAUUUGGGAUUCAAUUUUAAAUGUUAUUGCAGAACUAACUAGGUUUGCUGAUAGAGAAUUUUAUGGUCCUUGGUGGUCAUGUACUGAUUGGUCAGAAUUUCUGAGAAUAUGGAAUGUUCCUGUUCAUAAAUUCUUAUUAAGACAUGUAUACCACUCAUCAAUUAGUUCAUUUAAAGUUAAUAAAUUUCAAGCUGCAUUAUUAACAUUUAUAAUAUCAAGUUUUAUACAUGAAUUAGUGAUGUUUGUAAUUUUUGGUACAUUAAGAGGAUAUUUGUUGCUAUUGCAAAUGUCUCAAAUUCCAUUAGUUAUGCUAAGUAGAACUAAGUUUAUGAAAGAUAAAAAGGUAUUGGGUAAUAUUAUUUGCUGGUUUGGGUUUAUAUCUGGUCCCUCUAUGAUUUGUACUUUAUACUUGAUAUAUUAGUAAAUUUAUGUAUAAAUGAUGAAUUAUUCAGAACACUUGUAGUUGUUGGUAAUAACUUUUGUUUAUUUUUUGCUUAACACGAUUACAACUUCACAAAAAUUUACCGCAUUACUUAACAUAAAGGAAGUUUUGUAAAAUCAAUUAAUUAAUGAAUUUCUUGGACCUGCUGGUUUUAACCUAAUUGCGUCAUUUUAGUAAAUUAAAAUAAACUAAUUUAAGAUGAAAAGCUGAAUAUCUGAAGUAGCAUUUAUUUUGCAAAUGAUAUGUUUGUGCG
Molecule: messenger RNA, 1903 nt
Organism: Scheffersomyces amazonensis
Lineage: Eukaryota; Fungi; Ascomycota; Pichiomycetes; Serinales; Debaryomycetaceae
Gene: ARE2
Product: sterol acyltransferase
Exons: 2
Coding region: 1-1629 (542 amino acids)
Biological process (GO): ergosterol metabolic process
Cellular component (GO): endoplasmic reticulum membrane
Molecular function (GO): ergosterol O-acyltransferase activity
Source: RefSeq, a predicted model, not a curated record